UACUAUAUAACUUCACUGCUGAGCAGACCACUUGAACUCAGCAAGGGAGAAACUCAUUUUAAUCUCUCUUGUUUUCAUGAGUAUCUGUGGAACCAAGCCAGGAGUGAAUACGCUCUUGAUUUCUGUGUUUCUGCAGAUGGUGAGUGUGCCUGUAGCAGGUGAAUGGUGUCUGUUGAUAAUUUUAAGGCAAAUUCCUCAAGAAAGAAUCCAGGAGCUACAAGGCCACAUCGUUUUCCCUAAAACAGAAGAGAGGGCUGAUUCUACAGGAAUCUUGACAUUCCAGGAUGUGACAAUUGAUUUCUCUCCAGAUGAGUGGGACAGCCUUGACUUUGCACAAAGGGCUUUGUACAGGGAAGUCAUGUUGGAGAACUACAGUAACAUGGUCUCUGUGGGUAUUUCAAUGUCAAAACCAGAUCUGAUCAGCUCCCUUGAACAAAGCAAAGAGCCCUGGAAUGUGAACACAGGAGAGAAAGAAGGCAAUGAAAAAGUUUUCUAUUUUCAUCAAGCACAAGACCUAUUUUCACAGGAGAAUAGACAAGAUCCUAUCCAGAAAUUGAUAUCAGGAAUAGCUCAUAACCAGAAAGAAGAGAAGCAUUAUAUAAGCAAUCAAAAUGAAAAAAGUCAAAACAACUAUAUGGAAUGUGGAAAGUGCUUAAACAGAUGUGCAUGCCUCACUAUGUAUAAGAGAAUUAAUCCUAAAGAGAAGCCAUACCAAUGUAAUGAUUGUGGCAAGUCAUUUAACCAUUAUGCAAAUCUUCAAGCUCACCAGAGAAUCCAUACUGGUGAGAAACCUUACACAUGUCAAGCAUGUCUCAAGUCCUUUACCCAGGUGUCAGAUCUUCACAGACAUCACAGAGUCCAUACUGGUGAGAAACCUUACACAUGUCAAGAAUGUGGCAAGUCUUUUGCCCAUGUCUCAACACUUUAUAAUCAUCACAGAACCCAUACUGGUGAGAAACCUUUCAGAUGUCAAGAAUGUGGCAAGGCCUUUACCAGGGCAUCAACUCUUUAUACUCAUCGCAGAAUCCAUACUGGUGAGAAACCUUACAGAUGUCAAGCAUGUGGCAAGUCCUUUACCCAGAUCUCAAAUCUUCACAGUCAUCACAGAACCCAUACUGGUGAGAAACCUUACACAUGUCAAGCAUGUGGCAAAUCUUUUGCCCAUGUCUCAACACUUCAUAAUCAUCACAGAAUUCAUUCUGGUGAGUAACCUUGUAGAUGUCAAAAAUGUGACAAGUCCUUUACCCAGAUCUCAGCUCUUCAUACUCACCAUAGACUCCUUACUGGUGACAAACCUUACAUAUGUAAAGAAUGUGGUAAAUCCUUUAACACAAACUCAACUCUUCACACUCAUCACAGACUCCCUACUGGUGAGAAACCUUACAGAUGUCAAAAAUGUGGCAAGUCCUUUACCCAGGUCUCACAUCUUCAUAAUCAUCACAGACUCCAUACUGGUGAGAAACCUUACAGUUGUCAAGAAUGUGGCAAGUCCUUUACCCAGGUCUCAAAUCUUAAUAUUCAUCACAGACUCCAUACUGGUGAUAAACCUUACAGUUGUCAAGAAUGUGGCAAGUCCUUUACCCAGGUCUCAAAUCUUAAUAUUCAUCACAGACUCCAUACUGGUGAUAAUCCUUACAGUUGUCAAGAAUGUGGCAAGUCAUUUUCUCAGGUCUCAUCACUUCAUAGAUAUCACAGAAUCCAUACUGGGUAGAAACCUUACAGAUGUCAAGAAUGUGGCAAGUCCUUUACCUGGACCUCAUCUCUUUACAUUCAUCACAGAACCCAUACUGUUGACAAACCUUACAAAUGUAAAGAAUGUAGCAAGUCCUUUCACACAAAUUCAAGUCUUAGAAAGCAUCACAAAAUGCAUUUAAUGGGUACAUUUCAUGAAAUUUCUUAG
This is a messenger RNA of Microtus ochrogaster (prairie vole), 1900 nucleotides long. RefSeq names its product gastrula zinc finger protein XlCGF26.1-like. Gene Ontology annotation, molecular function: DNA-binding transcription factor activity, RNA polymerase II-specific; RNA polymerase II cis-regulatory region sequence-specific DNA binding. Gene Ontology annotation, biological process: regulation of transcription by RNA polymerase II. The record is from RefSeq and is a predicted model, not a curated record. The transcript is spliced from 6 exons. Lineage: Eukaryota; Metazoa; Chordata; Mammalia; Rodentia; Cricetidae.